This is a messenger RNA of Hydatigera taeniaeformis, 765 nucleotides long. The record is from the annotation of a GenBank genome assembly. Lineage: Eukaryota; Metazoa; Platyhelminthes; Cestoda; Cyclophyllidea; Taeniidae.
AUGGCUACCCUAUUUCCGAAAAAGGUUCCUGCCUUCACUAGAGCCUUGGGUGGGAAUGAUGACAUUUUCGAUUCUGAGACUGAUCUUCCGGUUGAGGCUGAAGUUGCGGUUACGUUCUCUGUGAACUUCAAUCAAAGAAUUAGUGUCUUAGUGUUUGGAAUCGGUGCUGCUCAGUGCGAAGUCCUGAGUGCCAACAUUGAUUUUUCUAAAGCUGUGAAAAUGAGGGUUGUUGAUUUAACCGUGUCCAACCAAAUCGUUAUGUCCUGUUCGGCGUUUAUGUUCGACCAAAAAAUCGUUAUUUGGUUGUGUGACACCCAAGAGCGCGACUCCUGCUACGGUUUCAGAAAAUGGGUGGACACCUUACUGUCGUCUUUUUUACUCGACCAGAACUCAUGCAUAUAUAUCCUGACCGACUCACCAGCCUCCGAAUUUCAGAGUGAUUUCAAACCGUCCACCCCCUUUAUCCGCACACUUAGAACUCCACGAGCUUCCGGUUUGUGCUUCCCCGAUGUCAAGCCACUUGAACCCCCAAACAUCAUUGCCGGAUUCGCAUCUCCCAUCAUGGCGCAUUGCAUAUACCAUUCGCUUCCGGCAUGUGUUCUCAUCGUCUAUUACGAAAAUCUGCGUACUUCCCUUGCCAAGACCGAUAUCUUCCCCGUGCUAAUUCCCAUCCUUGCAGCAAUUGGAGAGUUGCGACCUUUCAUUCUUUCUGAUGGUAUAUCUGGCAGGCCAACAGCGCACAACUUCGAUCAAAUGUACAUAUGA